AGGAUGGGAGUCCAACGUCUGAACAUGCUGCUGAAGAACCACCAGGAGAUCCACCAGGAGGUCCGGUUCAGGAGCAGCCGGCUGGUGGUGGAUGGCUGCAACCUGCUCUACCAGCUCUACUUCAGCUCAGGUCUGGACCAGAAUCAUGGCGGGGAGUAUGCUGCAUUCGAGGCCUUGAUCGAGAAGUUUGUCCAGGCCCUCAGAGACUGUGAUAUCAAGCCGUACGUGGUGCUGGACGGCGGCACCGACCCCACGGACAAGAAGUCUGAAACCCUGAUGUCCAGAGCCAAAAACCGGCUCCGGAAAGCCAACCGGGCGGCGGAGGACGGCGCACGGGAGAACGUCCUGCCUCAGCUGGCCAAGCUGGUGUUCAGGCAGACGCUGAUCUGGCUGAAGGUCCCGUUGGCUCAGUGCUAUGGAGAAACCGACCGCGAGAUCGCCGCCCUGGCCCGGGAGUGGGAGUGCCCCGUGCUCUCCCAAGACAGCGACUUCUUCAUCUUUGACCUUCCGGCAGGGCUGCUGCCGAUCGACCACUUCCAGUGGAAGGCGGUGGAGCGGAGCGGCUCGCAGAGCUCCAUCCCCUGCAAGAGCUACAACACCUCCUCCUUCUGCAUCCACUUCAACAUCAAACCCCAGCUGCUGCCCGCCUUCGCCGCCUUGGCCGGGAACGACUACGUGAAGCUGCCGAUCAACUGGGCUCAGUUCGCUCCAGAGGGCAAUAAGACAACGAGACACCUGGAGGGGCUGCUGCGCUGGCUGAGGGGCUUCCAGACGCCUCACCAGGCCUUCGAGGCGGCGCUGGGGCUGAUGGGAGAUCUGAGCGAGACCAGAAGGGACAAGGCCAUGAAGGAUUUAUAUCUGGGGAUGGAGGAGUACCAGCUCCCUCCUAGCACCCUGAAGAAGUUCUUCAUCCAUGGGACGCCACCUCCGUUCCCAGAAGAGUUAGCGGGUCGUGUCCCGGACUGGACCCGGCUGCCACUGACCCAGGCCUGGCUGAAUUCGAACAUCCUGUACGUGCUGCUGCUGCGGAGGAUGUCCUUCAGCUGCGCCGUGGAGCUCCACACCACGCCCAGCGCUCACCGGACCUCCAGGCCACUCCGCCGGCUGAUGUACGGGCUGCUGCUUGGCGAAGGAAAGGAGGUCUCGGAGAACGACAGAGACGGCUUCCAGUUUAAAAUCGUCCCGGUCCAGUCUGCCGUCACGGCGACCUCGGAGAAGCUGGAACUGGACUCGCUGGAUAAGGCGGAGCCCUCUCUGCGGCUGCAGGUCUUGCAGGAGGCUCUGGGGGUGACGGAGGCGUCUCUGAGGGACCUGCCGCCUUGGCUGCGCCUCCCGGUGGCCGUCACCUGCUACUGGCUGCGGACGGCUCAGCCUCCACCGGACGAGGUGCUGCUGAAGGCGCUGCUGCUGGGCCUGUGCACCGGAGACCCGCUGAGACACCGAGCAGAUCUGCAGAUUUUUAACAUAACUUUAUCCAAAAGUUAUAAAGAGCCGACGGAUGCGGUUGUUGGUCACGCCAUCAACCAGUGGCAGUCCUGCCUGAGGACCAGUAUCGACCUGAACCAGCUGCUGGGCUUCCCUUUCCUUGAGCCCCCGGUCUCCAGGUUGUACGAGGGGACGCUGGUGCACCAGCUGGACCGCAGGACGAGGUCGAGACGGAAAACGAGGCUCUUUCCCAUUUACGAUCGCUGCAGCGUGAACCGCUACAACCUGAUGCAGGACAUCGUCCACCAGCUCCACGCCCGGGAGGCGCCGGCGCCCUCAGAGGAGCAGGGAGCGACGGCGGCGGCGGCAGCGGUGCAGCAGGAACAGGAACAGUGCCAGGCGCCUCUGGACGACGUGACGGUCAACCUGCAGCAGCUGUUUCUGCAGGACGAUGACGAGGACGAGGACCAAACAGUAAAGGACAACUCGGACAAAUUCAGCAUGGAUGAACUUGAUACAAUUAAGCAAAGCUUUUAUGUGGAUGAUUGUCUCAAGUCAGUGCCUUCCAUCAAGCAGGCAGUCAAGCCUACUACGGGCCUCAGAGAAGCAUGCACCCAAGGAGGCUUUACUCUCACCAAAUGGGUAAGUAACAGCCUUGAAGUACUCCCAACUGUUCCUGAGAGUCACAGAGCCAAACUAGUGAAACAACUUGACCUGGACAGAGAGAAACCACCUCUUGAAAGAGUAUUAGGCAUCCAAUGGAACAUCCACAGAGACAGCUUUACCUUCACUGUGGCUGUCAAAAGCCACAAGAGUUCCCACAAGACCAGCGAUCCUCUGCACAGUUAG
This is a messenger RNA of Centropristis striata (black sea bass), 2274 nucleotides long. Its product is annotated as protein asteroid homolog 1-like. The transcript is spliced from 7 exons. Gene Ontology annotation, molecular function: nuclease activity. Bases 4 to 2274 code for a protein of 756 amino acids. NCBI's taxonomy places the organism in Eukaryota, Metazoa, Chordata, Actinopteri, Perciformes, Serranidae. The record is from RefSeq and is a predicted model, not a curated record.